Molecule: messenger RNA, 670 nt
Organism: Ornithorhynchus anatinus (platypus)
Lineage: Eukaryota; Metazoa; Chordata; Mammalia; Monotremata; Ornithorhynchidae
Gene: C19H1orf115
Product: chromosome 19 C1orf115 homolog
Exons: 2
Coding region: 1-585 (194 amino acids)
Source: RefSeq, a predicted model, not a curated record
AUGACGGUGGGCACCCGGCUUCGUGCCAAGCUGGGCCGCCGCACCUCCGGGAGGCGGGAGGAGGAGGGCACCGCCAUCCUGCCCCCCCAGGACCAGCUGGAGGACGAGGAGGAGGAGGGCCCCGCCAUCCAGCCCCCCCAGGACCAGCUGGAGGACGAGGAGGAGGAGGGCCCCGCCAUCCAGCCCCCCCAGGACCAGCUGCAGUUGGAGGAGGGCCCCGCCAUCCAGCCCCCCCAGGACCAGCUGCAGUUGGAGGAGGGCCCCGCCAUCCUGCCCCCCCAGGACCAGCUGCAGUUGGAGGAGGGAGCGGGACUCGGAGAGCAGCCGGGCCGGUCCAGGGCUCCCCGACCCAAGAGGGUCCACCUCGCCUUCCUCCCGGAGAGGUACGAGCUGCUGGAGGAGCAGGGGGCCGCCCCCGCGAAACCCCCCAAGAAAUAUCGGAGGAAGCUGAAGAAGUACGGCAAGAACGUCGGCAAAGUGCUCACCAAGGGAUGCCGCUACUUAGUCAUUGGCCUGCAAGAACUAGCCAACGCCUACUCGGCCCCCUUUGGAGUGGCCGCCACCUUGGCGUCAUUGGUCCGUUAAGGGGAGCAACGAAGGCUGGAACCCCAUCAGUCUCAGGACCGGAAGGCUUGGAUCUCCAAACCCGAUAAAGUGAACACACAUGGUU